This is a messenger RNA of Haliotis rufescens (red abalone), 526 nucleotides long. RefSeq lists its product as uncharacterized. Bases 94 to 477 code for a protein of 127 amino acids. Lineage: Eukaryota; Metazoa; Mollusca; Gastropoda; Lepetellida; Haliotidae. The record is from RefSeq and is a predicted model, not a curated record. The transcript is spliced from 5 exons.
GAAAUACUUGAAAGCAGCAGCUGGUGUCCUGGGUCGAUGUCUACAUAAGAUAACAUAUUACGCUGCCACUUUUUAGUUGAGAAUUACUCUAACAUGAAGUCUGUAAUAUCAUUUUUUAUCCUUUGCAUAGCCUCGAUUGGUGCGGAGCUGUCUCUACGACAGACUGAUCCCGGUGGACAAGUGCACGUGCCGGACACAAGCAACCCCGUCUUCAGUCUGGACCAGAGAAACGAUGUGGUGGCCAUCGUCACCAAGUCCGGGUGUUACCUGUACCAUCUGACGGACGAGGAAGUGCUCAGUGCGGCCAACCCAGGCGGUGUGGAUGACAUGGAUCACGUACUGAUUAGUGAACUGAAAUCGGCGAAACACUUUCUUGUGGUGGCCAAUAAUGAGUACCAUCAUCUCAGCCAUGACAUCAGGGCCGCUUGUCAACAAGGCACCACCUACGACAUUAACGAUGUGAAGAUCGGGUCAUAACCAUGAACAUGGGACAUUUGUACAUGCGUUAAUAAACACAACAAAUUCA